Danaus chrysippus (African queen) is the source of this 282-nucleotide messenger RNA. Lineage: Eukaryota; Metazoa; Arthropoda; Insecta; Lepidoptera; Nymphalidae. The record is from the annotation of a GenBank genome assembly.
AUGAGUUCGUUUCGCGGCGGUGCUGACCCUGGCGGCUCACAUGCAGGAGGCCCACUGUCCUCGCGAGCUGCCCUACAGCUGCGGCGCGUGUCCGUACUGCGCCUCCGACAAACAUCGCCGGGCCACCAGCUAGUCUGUCCGCACUGGCUCAAGGUUCGUUUCGCGGCGGUGCUGACCCUGGCGGCUCACAUGCAGGAGGCCCACUGUCCUCGCGAGCUGCCCUACAGCUGCGGCGCGUGUCCGUACUGCGCCUCCGACAAACAUCGCCGGGCCACCAGCUAG